AUGAGAGUGAAUCGUUCUGUGGUCAUAACGAUGGCUUCACUGCUCACAUACAUGGUCCUAUUAUUAUUAACUAUCUCCACUAUUACUGCUGUAGUCGCAGAAUAUGAGCAACAAGUAGAAGAUUGCCCCGUAGUGGAAGGUGGUCCAUUAUUUGAAGUUGCCGAAAAGAUUUGCGAAUUCUGCCACGAGAUCACCAGCCAUGAAAAACCGAAUAUGCGAUCACAAUGCAGGUCGUCAUGCUUCUCCAGCGACCACUUCCGGACUUGUGUGAACAUCUUUUCGAAUCCUCCGACACAACCAGCGCGACAUACGCGAUCACGCCAUCGAAUUCGCCACAUUUGGGUCUAA
Molecule: messenger RNA, 348 nt
Organism: Cooperia oncophora
Lineage: Eukaryota; Metazoa; Nematoda; Chromadorea; Rhabditida; Trichostrongylidae
Source: the annotation of a GenBank genome assembly